Molecule: messenger RNA, 2357 nt
Organism: Musa acuminata subsp. malaccensis (wild Malaysian banana)
Lineage: Eukaryota; Viridiplantae; Streptophyta; Magnoliopsida; Zingiberales; Musaceae
Product: protein WEAK CHLOROPLAST MOVEMENT UNDER BLUE LIGHT 1
Biological process (GO): chloroplast accumulation movement; chloroplast avoidance movement
Cellular component (GO): cytosol
Source: RefSeq, a predicted model, not a curated record
CUUCUAAUGUCCCUUUGGCUAAGGAGUUUUUGGAGAUAAGAGGGCGUUAUUACCGUCGUGGCGUCCAAUCAGCGAUGGAGUAUCUCAUGCCUACGCUCUCUUAAACUGAUCAUGCGGAGUACCCGACCGACUUCCCGCGCCACCAAAACGGGGUUAUCAUUGGUGGCUCCGACACUCGACCUUUUCGAUCGAGACGAGCGGCUUCGAGGAUGCCUCGAUCUGGUGCUUCCCCUCGUUCCUUUCGCCGAUUCGUCUUCUCGCGGCCUGGAAGAGGGUAUUUUUAUGUGUUCCUCCAAGCCUCUGUGCUGAUUCCUGCCCCUCCGAUCCAUUCGUCUCUCUGCGACUGUUUGUUAGGGUAAAAGAUCUUUCCUUUUCCUUCCGGUUGAAGCAGAUGGUGCGAGAAAUUGAAUCGAGAAAAGAAUGGGAGGAAUAGACACUAAGCCUUUUGAAUCUGUAAAGACUGCAUUAUCCUUUUUUGAGCAGAAAGCCGGUCAGAAUAGGUGCGCUUCCUCAGGAAACAUGGAGGAGCAGGAGGAGAAAGAUCUAUGCCUCUUGUUAAAAGAGUUAGCUAAUUGCAAAGUGCAGCUGGAAAUCAAUAAAUCUGCCAAUAAACAAGCCAAUCUGGAGCUUGAAGUCUAUCAUAAAACAGUUGAUGAUUUGUCAAUCCAGUUGGAAAAUUCUGUUGCUGAGAUUGAUAGAUACAGGGAAAAAUGUCAGCAAGCUGAAACCAAAAUAGCUAAACUUGAAUCUGAAAAUAAAGUUAUUGCACAGUCGCUCUUAGGAUCCAGCGAGCACGAAUCGGAACUACUUGGCAUUGUGGAUGAGUUGAAAGCCUUGCAAGAAGAAGAACAUGCCAUGGGAUCUGAGGUCACUGCUUCAGGACGAUUACAUACUAUGGCAGAAAGAAGAGCUGAGUUGAUGGGGCAAGCAAUUUUCUUAGAGAGUGAUCAGAGAAAGAAGUUAUUGCUGCACAUUUCAGCACUAAAUGAAGCCCUUUUUUCCUCUACACUGGCAGCCAUUGAAGCAGAUAAAGAGAGGUCUGCUUCCUUUUUCAGAAUGGAAGCAGAGUUGCACAUUACUAAAGAGGCACUUGCUCAAUCACAUGAUAAGCUAGAAGGGAUGAAAGAUCACUUGGAUAUGAUGAAUAACAUGGAGAAUGAACUAUUCGCAAAAAUGAUACAAGUUGAUUAUUUGCAAUCUGAACUGAAGCAAUUAGAAGAGUUGUAUAGUGCAUGCUCGAGAUUUGCUUUAGACGCUGUUAACGAUGCAAACCAGCUUGCUUCGGAGAUGGAAACACCAGAAGGGGCAAGAUCCAAGUAUUCAAGCUAUCUUGCCUUGAUGGAAGCCGAAAAAAAGAGAAUGCGCAACGAGCUUCAGAGUGAGAGAGAUAAAGUGAUUGAUCUAAAUUGCCAGAUUGAGCUUCUUUCCAGUAGAACGCAAACACUGAAACACGAGAUGUCCGAAAUGAGGGGAAGAGAGAUGGAUCUUGAGGAAGAAAUUGCGACACUGAAAGCAGAUCUUCACAGAAGCGGGUCAAGAAGAAUUUUAGCUGCUGAGGCUGCCGAAGCAAGGGCUACGAGUUCUCAAUCUGGGUUGUAUAUUGCUGUGCAGGAACUAGCAUUAGAAACUAAAUCAUCUAAGAUGGAAUCUCAAGUACAAAAGAAGGAUGCAGAAUCUGAAAUGGAGAUGGAUGAUAAAGCUGAUUAUGCAACUGAAACUAAACGUGGAAAGAGCGAUAUCAUUGAUGGUUAUGGUGGAAUUGCAAUCUUAGCCAAGGAAAGCAAUUCCUUAACCCUGGAGACCGGGAAAGCCAUGGGAAUUGCAGAUUCUCCUCGCUCUUCUGGAUUGGAACGAACUUCCGACGCUGACAUGUUAAACGAAGAGCUGGAAGCUGCAACCUCCAGAAUCAAUGAUUUGAGAUCCAACCUGGAAGAGGCAACAAGAAGAGCCGAGCUGGCCGAGAAAGCUAAAGCAGCAAUCGAGGAUCAGCUGAGGAAGUGGAGAGCAGAGCAGACACAGAGAAGGGCUGCUGCAGAUGGACUCACCAAGCAACGUCCGAAGAAAGACAGCAACAAUGGCAAGCGCCCCACUUGCACCCCAUCACUGCCUAAAUCAGUGCUUCGUCACCAUGCAGAUGGUUCUCCUCCGGAUUUCGAUGGAACACACCUCAAUUAUGUCCCUCUUGCUAAGGUUCUCAACAUGAAACUCUAAUCAAAUUCCAAGCCAAUUCUACGAGUCAUUUUAUCUAUGGUAAUCGUGUUGUUGCAUGAUUUAUGGCCAUCAUGUUCUCUAAUGGUGAAGUGAUUGAUAUUAAUAGCACUCGACAUUUGGAGGAAGUGUUCUAAAAUAAAUAAAUA